Periconia digitata is the source of this 1909-nucleotide messenger RNA. The record is from the annotation of a GenBank genome assembly. NCBI's taxonomy places the organism in Eukaryota, Fungi, Ascomycota, Dothideomycetes, Pleosporales, Periconiaceae.
CAUUGGUUGGCUCCCCUUGCGUGAACGGUUGUGACGGAUUUCGAAGAUUAUCAUUAAUCAAUCGAUGCAUGCUUCGGAAAUAUUCUUCGUGUUGGUGAUGGAUUAUUUCCUCAAAUCUACAGACGAGGAUCGGGUCUUCGGGAUAAUUUUCUGGUGACGACAAGCGGGUUCCUGCAUGACGGGGCGCUGGUUUGGAAACACGCUUCGAUCCCCACUGCUACCCACCCUGGUACCGCCGUUUCGACCCACACAUGUCAUCUAAUCCACACCCGUUAUCAACAUUGUUGUGUCCUGCCAAGACCACUGCCAAUGUUUCUGUUUGAUUGCCAUUGGAUCUCACUGUUUAGCUGACCCUUUGAACUAUUGGCCGUGUUAUGCUGUGUCCAACACUGGGCGGCGUCAGAGCAGAGCUGGAUGCGGCGAGCCUCAUCUCUCUCCACCUUUCGUGUGGGGUCGGAAUUAAAGGGUCAUCAUGUUUUGGGCGUUUCCCAGCAAGCUGGAGCGGAGAAUCUUCUGCGAGAAGAAGCAUUGAAGACGGGACGACCUUGGUUGGAUGCGUAGGAACACAGUAUAAAGGGAACCAACUGCUCGACUUUUUGCGAAUCACCCAAGCAAGUGGUUCACAGUCUUUCAUUUUCAAAACUACCUCACACUCUUUCUCUUCCUUUCAUUCGUUGAUCGAUUUGGUUUUUUCAAAGUCAAACAUGAAGCUCACCAGCUCCGUCCUCGCCGCCGCGGCCCUCACCAACAGCGUCUCGGCCCACUACUUCUUCGACAAGCUCGUCGUCGAUGGCGUCGAGACCAAGGCCGGACAAUAUGUCCGCGCCAACACCCGCAAAGAAUCCUACAUGCCCACCAAGUGGAAGAACCCCAUCGACAACAUCACUCCCGAUGACACCGACUUCCGCUGCAACAAAGGCGCCUUCACCAACGCCGGCAAAACCCAAACCAUGGAAGUAAAAGCUGGCUCCAAACUCGGCAUGAAGCUCGGCGUAGGAGCAACCAUGCAGCACCCAGGCCCCCAGCUCGUGUACAUGUCCAAAGCCCCUACCACGGCGCAAGCGUACGAGGGUGACGGCGAUUGGUUUAAGAUCUUCGAGUCAGGCGUGUGCGACGAGAAGAAGGACUUCACCAAGCAAGCCUGGUGCUCGUGGGACAAAGACUCCAUUGAGUUCACCAUCCCCAAGGAUACCCCCGAUGGCGAGUACCUUGUUCGCUCCGAGCACAUUGCUCUCCACGGCGCACACGACGGGCAAGCGGAGUUCUACUACGAGUGCGCUCAAGUCAAGGUUGUCGGUGGUGGAAACGGUACUCCCGGCCCCAUGGUGAAGAUCCCCGGUGUCUACCAGAAGAACGACCCCGAGGUCAACUUUUCCUUGUGGAGUGGGUACAAGCCAUAUACUAUGCCUGGCCCCAGUGUCUGGUCUGGUGGCUCGACUGGCGGCGCUGCGGGCAAUGCUACGGCUGAGGAUGUUCCUUCUGCUACCGCGCCUGUGGCUGGAACUCCUUCUGCUUCUGCGGCGCCGGUUGCGAGUGCUGCUGCGCAUACGGAUAAGGACUGUGGAGGAAAGCUGGCGAGGACUCGUCGGGCUUUCAGGGAGAUGUUUUUGCUCAACAAGGACUAAGUGUGUCCUUCAAAUCCUUUUCUCAAGGAUGGAAGCAUCCCUAUUUGGAAAUUUCUUGGGGGAGAUAGGCCUUUUGGUGGUUGAUCCGCUUGGUGGUUUGAUGUUGUUUACUUCCUUUCUUUCUUUUCAGUGGAGAUACUUGCUUGUUUCUCCCUGCAACCAACUUUCAUGUAAAUAUAUAUCAUACGCGCAAUUGCGCUUCUUAAGCAAACCAAAAGGCUGCGUAUCAAAUUCACACACACAUUGCUCUCCUUUCCCUGCGGCUAAACAUGGUCUGCGGAUGU